Messenger RNA from Ilex paraguariensis (yerba mate), 483 nucleotides. The record is from the annotation of a GenBank genome assembly. NCBI's taxonomy places the organism in Eukaryota, Viridiplantae, Streptophyta, Magnoliopsida, Aquifoliales, Aquifoliaceae.
AUGACAAAAUCUAUUUGUUCCCAGGUUAUCUGUCAGAAAUUGAAAAAGACGAAGGAGGAAAAAACAUUGCUAAAACAUAAAGUGAACAAGAGAGACAACAAGGUUGAAACAGUUGGUAGUCCACAUGGAAAGGACGACUUGGAUAGUGUUGAAAAUGACCAAAUCCAUCAAGAAAAAGUAACAGAUGAGCAAAAACAUGAUGUUCGUGAAAACAAUUUGUGGCAAGAGGACAACUUGCUGAUUGAUGAUGCCAUCUUGGAUACAAGUGAUGGUAAUAUAAAUGAAGGACAACCAUUUGAAACUCUCCUUGAUGUUGUUGUAUAUGAGUCAAAACAAAUACAUGAAGAGGGAGUGUGUGACCCAAAGAAGACCAAUGAAGAAUACAACCAAGAGAUCAUGAAGCUUGCAAAAGAGAAUGAAUCACUAAAAAUAAAUAUGAAAAACAUGGUCAUCAACAUGAAUAAAGAGAGAGAUACGUUCUAG